GAGUUCCUGUCUAGAAACGCUAGCUUUGAGAAAGGCUAAGAGAGCGCAGAGGAAGGAGACCACCAGGAAGGCAGUGUGAGUCAAAGAGUAAGCUUCCCAGACUCUAGCUCUCGAGAGACUUCUCCAACAGGCCUGCAGACAAUGCUGAGGAAGGCCUGGCUAUGCAUUAUCCUGGUGGCCUUUGUCAGCCACCCCGUGUGGCUGCAGAAGCCGCCUAAGCGCAAGACACCUGCACAGCUCAAAGCAGCCUCGUGCUGUGAGGAGAUGCGGGAGCUCAAAGCCCAGGUUGCCAACCUCAGCAGCCUCCUGGGUGAACUGAGCAAGAAGCAGGAGAGCGACUGGGUGAGCGUGGUCAUGCAGGUGAUGGAGCUGGAGAGCAGCAGCAAGCGCAUGGAGUCCCGGCUCACAGUGGCCGAGAGCAAGUACUCGGAGAUGAACAACCAGAUCGACAUCAUGCAGUUACAGGCGGCACAGACUGUCACACAGACCUCGGCAGACGCCAUCUAUGACUGCUACUCCCUCUACCAGAAGAACUACCGCAUCUCUGGAGUAUACAAGCUCCCUCCCGAUGAGUUCCUGGGCAGCCCUGAGCUGGAGGUGUUCUGUGACAUGGAAACUUCAGGCGGGGGCUGGACUGUCAUCCAGAGACGGAAGAGUGGCCUUGUCUCCUUCUACCAAGACUGGAGACAGUAUAAGCAGGGCUUCGGCAGCAUCCGAGGGGACUUCUGGCUAGGGAAUGAACAUAUCCACCGGCUUACCAGACAGCCAACACGGCUCCGUGUAGAGCUGGAGGACUGGGAGGGCAAUGCACGCUACGCAGAGUACAGCCACUUUGCAUUGGCCAAUGAGCUGAACAGCUACCGCCUCUUCCUGGGGAACUACAGCGGCAAUGUGGGGAAGGAUGCCCUCCUCUACCAUAACAACACGGUCUUCAGCACCAAGGACAAGGACAAUGACAACUGCUUAGACAAGUGUGCACAGCUCCGCAAAGGUGGCUACUGGUACAACUGCUGCACAGACUCCAACCUCAAUGGGGUGUACUACCGCCAGGGGGAGCACAGGAAGCACAUGGAUGGCAUCAGCUGGUACGGCUGGCACGGAGCCAACUACUCCCUCAAACGGGUGGAGAUGAAGAUCCGUCCAGAGGUCUACCAGCCCUGAGAGGGCUGCUGCAAGGCAGAGCCAUGGAAGUGAGGCGUGGAAGGCUGAGAGGGACAGAGCAGGGCGGGAGGAGGGUGGAGAAAGGGGAGGAAGUGAAAAGCCACUCUCUAGGGAGCACGACAGAACUUUCUCUGUGCCACCAAUGUGAGCACAUGCACACCCACUAGGACCACAGGCGCCAAUCAGUAUGCACUAGCAAAUGGCAACAGUCAGUGGACACAGCGGGGUCUGCCACUGCUGCGGACGGGGAGGAUGGCGUGGGCCCGGAGAGCAGCAGCCGUCUCCCACGUGGCUUACCCGUGGGAAACAGUUAACCCCGAGGAACUCUGCCCAUUUUCUCUAACCGAGGGAAAGAACAAUCGAAAAGACUAUUGUGACUGUCAGAGGAGAAAGAAGCCUUGAGAAACGAUGAGAAGCAGAUGGUGGCUUCCUCUCCUUAAAUCCCAUGACAUUUCCUUGUGUCUACAGGAUUUUGUUUUUCUUUUUGAGACAGGGUCUCUCUCUACAUAGCUCUGACUGUCCUGAACUCAUUAUGUAGUGGCUGGCCUUGAACUCACAGAGAUCUACCUGCUUCUGCUUCUCAAGUGCUGGGAUUAAAGGCUUGCGCCACCGCGGCAGGCAUAUAGGAUUUUUAAGAGACAAAACUGUGUGGGCUAAAGACCAGCUGCCCAGGUGGUCUCGCUUCAGGGAGUUUCCAGAGUCAGGGAACAGCACAGGCACGCUGUGGGUCUGCUGUGGGAGCGAAGGCCAGCGGAGGUGAGCACAGCCUCUGGGUGAUCACAGUACUGUCUUAACACAUUCUCAGCUGACAUACCUAUCAUACUCAGAUCCCCUUUGAAAAUACUGUCUAGAAGAAGACUGUCUGGGAAAUGAAGGUAGAUGGCGCUGUGGGUAAAACUUAACGCUGUAUGUAAGAAGCAUCUUGCUUAGUAAAAAUAAAAGAUUGUGGUCUCUGUGUUAAACAUUUAAAAUAUCUUUUUCUUUUACAAUAAAUAUUAUCAAAAUUUGA
This is a messenger RNA of Phodopus roborovskii (desert hamster), 2170 nucleotides long. It is a transcript of the gene Angptl7, whose product is annotated as angiopoietin like 7. Lineage: Eukaryota; Metazoa; Chordata; Mammalia; Rodentia; Cricetidae. The record is from RefSeq and is a predicted model, not a curated record. The transcript is spliced from 5 exons. The coding region runs from base 142 to 1161 and encodes 339 amino acids.